UCUCCGGAUGGGAUCCUCGCGUCCGUGGCCCGAGGUGAUGGAGAUGCUAACCGGAGACAAGAUGAUGGAUGCUGGAGCCCUCAUAGAGUACUUCAACCCUCUCAUCGAGUGGCUGGACACGCAGAUCAAUGAGAAUGCGAUCAAGACGGGAUGGGAUUGCGCGCAGACGUCAACGCCGCCGACUGAACCGCCCACCAUAAUAACCACAUCGAAGCCUGACUCAGGGCACAUGGCAGUAUUGUCUGUCUCAGCUCUACUACUUGUCAUCGCGCACGCCCUGCAGAGGAUAUUAUAGAUGGCGCCACUACCGCGCAUGGAAAUUACUCUGACUCUGAUUUUUCGGAUUAAGCCUUACAGGUGCCUUAUAAGUGCCUUGCUGUGUCUUAUGGGUGCAUUAUUGGGCCUUAUUACGCCUUUUUAGGCCUUAUAGGUGCCAUAUUAGCCCUUAUAGGUGCCUUAUUGGUGUCUUAUUAUGCGCAUAUAUUAAGGCCUUAGCGUAUAGAGAGAAACAGUGAUUCUGACAACAGAUGUCAUUGUUGUCGCAUGCCAGAUGUUUGCAGCGAGUGAGCUAGCUGCCACGCCCUCUAGCGGGCACCGAUGACGGCACGACGAUUGUCACGUGAUACCAUGAGCAGAUAGACGGAAUACAUGAGAACUUCCUUCCCGGGAGGAGGGGGGGGGGUGUGAUUCUUGUAGCUGGUGGUGUGGGGAGGGGAGGGGAGCGGAAGAACGAUUGAUUGAAACAUAGGCGAUUCAAUUGGAAACCAGUAUUUGUAAAAUAAACCGAAUUCCCACUCGUAGUAAUCUUUGUAAGAAAUGUUGUGAACUUCUGAAGAAGAAAUACAGGGUACUCCUAUGUGAUUUUUUACGACUUUAUAAAUGGUGAGAAUUGCUUAGAAUCCAACGUUAUCGACGUUAACUCUGCAUUCACAAAUCACAAUAAGAUUAAACUCUGUGAUGAUAUAUUGUUGUAUUUGUUAUUUUUGCCCGUACUUCACGAAAUAAACAGCGUUUGACUAUCAAUCAA
Messenger RNA from Priapulus caudatus, 1027 nucleotides. Its product is annotated as angiotensin-converting enzyme-like. The coding region runs from base 8 to 295 and encodes 95 amino acids. Gene Ontology annotation, cellular component: membrane. Gene Ontology annotation, biological process: proteolysis. The transcript is spliced from 2 exons. The record is from RefSeq and is a predicted model, not a curated record. Lineage: Eukaryota; Metazoa; Priapulida; Priapulimorpha; Priapulimorphida; Priapulidae. Gene Ontology annotation, molecular function: metallopeptidase activity; peptidyl-dipeptidase activity.